Didymodactylos carnosus is the source of this 3132-nucleotide messenger RNA. Lineage: Eukaryota; Metazoa; Rotifera; Eurotatoria; Philodinida; Philodinidae. The record is from the annotation of a GenBank genome assembly.
AUGAAUUGUUUGCCAAAAAUAGACUAUAAGGUAUUUGAAGAAUUGGGUAAAGGUGGCUUUGCAACAGUAUACAAAGCAACACGUAAAAUCGAUAAUUUAGAAGUUGCUUGUAAAAUGAUUGAUCGUAAAAAAAUUCAAAAAACUAGUUUACAACAUCGAAUGCAAACUCGUGGUACAAUGCAUGAACGUUUAAAAAGUGAAAUUGAAAUUCAUUCAAGAUUAAAACAUCCACAUAUUGUUGACUUACUUAAUUAUUUUGAAGAUGAAAAUUAUGUUUAUUUAAUAUUAGAAUUAUGUCAUAAAGGAGAUUUAGAAAAAUAUUUAAAAUCUAAAAAAGUUCUUAGUGAAAAUGAAACUCGAAUAUAUAUUAAACAAGUAAUUGAAGGUUUACAAUAUUUACAUGGACACGGAAUAUUACAUCGUGAUAUUAAAUUGCAAAAUUUAUUAUUAACAGAAAAUCAUGAUAUUAAAAUAGCCGAUUUUGGUUUGGCAAAAAAAGUGGAAACAAGAGAUGAAAAAAAUCAUACUAUGUGUGGAACACCAAAUUUUUUAUCACCUGAAAUAGCAAUGAGAAGUGCUCAUAGUUUUGAAACUGAUGUAUGGUCAUUAGGAAUAUUAAUUUCUACUCUACUUACUGGUCGACCACCAUUUGAUACUGAAAAUAUUUUAUCGACUCUAAGUCGGGUAGCUAAAGUUGAUUAUGAAUUACCGUCAAGUUUAAGCGAAGAAGCACAAGAUUUAAUUAAUAAUAUUUUGCAAAAACAACCAGAAAAUAGAUUAACACUUGCACAAGUCAAAGAACAUCCCUUUUUUUCAAAAGAAUAUUCGAGACAUUCAUCAACCUAUGAAAGAAGUUAUGAAAAAUUAUUUUUGACGAUGGGUCCGGAUGCGUCCGUUGACAGCGGUCUUGGAGCAUCAUCUGUGAGAUCUGGUUAUUCUCGACCAUCAAUUUUAAGUCAGAAUCCACCAUCGACAUACGAUAAAACUUAUCCAGCUAAUCUCUAUACAGCAAAUCCUAUGUCGCCAUCAUCAUCUCAACAGCCGUCCUAUUUCAAUCGAUCUAAAACACCACAUGAUUUACUCGACAAUGUUUAUCCGGCAACUUCUACUCCAGUCGUUCAUUCAUCAUCAAAUAUUAUGUAUCAGAACUCUACAACGCCAUCACAACCAAUUAAAGCAAGACGAAGUCCAUCAUUGGAUAUUCGUCGUAAUGGUAGCGAAUGGACAGCAACAAAUAACAACAAUACGAAUGAUACUAAUCGUCCCGAUAGUGCUUCAUCUUCCCUUGUUUCUCGUGAUAGUGGUUUACCUCGUUCCGAUUUAAAAUCGUCACGUGAUUAUAGUGCCAAAUCGAGUGGCGCUGAAUCAUCAAAAUAUUCAUCAUCUUAUCGAAAUGGUCUUGCAUCACCAAGUCUCUCAUCAGUAUCAGGUGCACAAAGUAUACGAUCAACAAGAAGUAAUGCUGCAUCUAAUGAACAACAACAACAAACUUCUAUGACUACAGAAGGAAUGAGACCACCAGCAGCCAAUCUUGAUGAUUCAUGUGAACAUCACAAUAUUCAUGAAGUUUUACAGCAAUUGAAUACACAAAGAUUAAGACCAUUGAGACAAGCAACAAGAUCCGUUAUUAUGAGUAUAUUGGAAAAUGGCGAGGUUGUGUUGGAAUCAACUCGAACAAAAGGAACAAAAAAACGAAUUAUUGAUGUAUUUAGAAUAUCAACAGAUGGAAAUAAGAUUAUAAGCUAUGUUCCAAAUAGCCGUCAUGGUUCUCCAAUUGGCGAUUAUCCGCCUCCAUUACCAAAAGAUAAGGGUGCUUAUCUUGAAUAUGAAUUUGAUAAUUUACCAUCGGCAUAUUGGAAAAAAUAUCAAUAUGCACUCAAAUUUGUUAAUCUUGUUCGUUCUCGUACACACAAAGUUGUUUUACAUACACCAGAAGCAAAAUGUGUACUUAUGGAAACAGCUGUUGAUUUUGAAGUAAAUUUUGUAUGUGGCGUAAAAAUAAUGAUCUAUCGUGAUGGUUUUAAACUAGAUGAUCCAUUAAAAAUUAAAUUAUCAAACGGAGUAGAUGGAUCAACAACCAUACUUGAUUAUGAACGAGCGAUAACACCAAAUUUAUCUGGAACUGGACAUUUUGCUCCAGAACUACAAAAAAUGUUAGAAAACUCAUUUAAAUAUUAUAAAUAUUGUUUAUCAAAAGAUCGUUUAUUAGAAGAUGAUCAACAUUUAUUUCCUUAUAUUCAAACAUUUCCCGUUAUUUUUGGAAAAAGAUCAACUUCGGCCUGUUCAAUCGGUCGUUCUCUCUCUCAACAAUUUGGUUCUUCUUCGACUGUAAAUGAACUCGGUUUGCCUUUAACAUCGAGUAAUGGCGGAGGAGCAGGUGGUGGUGGUUCAAAUACUUCUCCCACUUCCACUCUUUACACAUCUGGCCAUGCACUACCUAUUCGUCGUACAUUUGCAAGUGAUUCCGAUAUUAGGCGCUCGCAAAAUACAAAUAAUUCAACAUCAGCUACGUCUUCAAAUCAAAUUCUAAAUAAUAACAUUCCAUCCUCAUCAACAUCGUCAUUAAUUCAAAAUAUACCAUCAUCAUCGACAAGAGCGACACAUGCUGUUCUCUAUCAACCACAAUAUUCAACAACAUCGACAACAGAUCAACAAAUAGCCAUAAAACCACAUACUUAUCGAGCUAUACCUAUGCAACAACAUCAACAAUAUUCAGUUACUCAAUUGCCUCCCUCUUCAUCUUCCUCUUCACUCUCACGACUAGGUAAUUCAAAUUCGAACACAAAUUUUCCUUCAACGACCUCCUUAAAUUCUACUGCAAGUGGUUCAACAACAACAGCACCGGCUACUACUCCAUUUAAGAAAAAUGUUCACGGUGUCGGUUCCAUUUGUCAACAACAUAAUGGCGAUGUAGAAAUUCAAUUUAUUGAUGGUAGUUUAAUGAGAUUGACCGUAAAUUUAGACGAAGAACAAAUAUAUACCGAUUCAAAUGGAAAACGUUAUUAUUUUGAUCGUUUUGGACAACGAGAAAUUCCAGAUGUUGUUAAACAAAAAUUAUUUUUGAUACAAAAAUAUAAAUUAUUUGAUUCAUUAACAUUGAAUAAUAAUAAUAAUAAUAAUAAUCAAAAAUGA